CAAAAAUGUAGGUGUGCUGCACAAGGACGAUGCGCUCCAAGAAAAAUGAAACAUUCAGUAUCUACUCUAAUGCCAAGCAAAAUGAUUCACGUUUGCUACACUCCUGUAAUGAAGUAGUGCAGCGCUUUAAAGCUAAAGGAAUAAGAUCAUGUCCUCUCCAUCCGACCAGCCCGCGCCCUGCUCCCUUGCGCGUAUUGCGCGGGCAAAAUCCCAGACGUGGGAGGGUGAGGGUGUUCCAGGUGAUAGCUCUGGAAAAAAAGUUGACGGCUCUGCAGGAGACGCAACUUGCGGUUCUGGGGAAAGCAAAAACGAUAUCAGCUUUGAUCGAUGGAUGUUUUUCAAGACAGCCUUGUACGAGUCGCUGCCGCCUUACAUCAAUCUCUUAGCAAUCAUACCGAUUGAACGGUUUGUUGAAAAACGGACAAUAAAGCAGACACUAGCGUUUUGUCGAAGCAGACUGUAUAUUUUCGUCAUCUUAUGAAAAAAGCAUGAUAGAGAUGGAGGCUUCACCAGCAGGUGUGAUGGAUGUAUGUUGUUGAUAAGCAGCUCAUUAUCAAGAUGGUAAUACUGAUUGCUGCAGAUGAUGAAUCUGUAUGCGUGAAAGAAUCUGUGUCUAAGUUUCCCUUCCGCUCUGUGCGGCAGCCGUGCGCCACCUGCUUUUCCGUUUCUGGUACAAUUACUAGCCAUUGCGGGUCCCAAUUACAUGCUUCCGAUUGCAUUGUACUUGUGGCUGAGUGACGCUCCAGGUGUCAGAGCAGUGCUGGACUUAGCUGAAAUUCUCACUUGGUGGGUGGCGAUCGCCAUGCGAAAUUGUGUGGUAGCCAUCAAAUACGGGUACCUGGAGAAAAGUGAGUAUGAAGACAGGAUGUUGCAACUUUUGAGUUCAGUAGGUACAUCACAUCUGCUGUAUCUAUAAUAUGAUUCAGUAAUUCAUCCCAUAGAUUUGGAUUUACCGCACAGGAGUGGGCACAGGAGUACCUAUCAACUCCGUGUACGGGAAGAACGAAAACAUAGACGGCUCCUUGUUUGUUAGUCUACUGCAUUCCCGUUUCCUCUCUUCAUUCAUUUCCGAAUCGAGGUGCCUCCUCCUGUUUCCUCUCUUCAUUCAUUUCUGAAUCGAGGUGCCUCCUCCUGUUUCCUCUCUUCAUUCAUUUCUGAAUCGAGGUGCCUCCUCCUGUUUCCUCUCUUCAUUCAUUUCUUAAUCGAGGCUCAGUACGUCGAGAACUUCAACAAUCCGUUUAUAGUGCAGCGACGACUCUUUAUGGGUGGGUGGGCAACGCCGAAUGA
Messenger RNA from Amoebophrya sp. A25, 1287 nucleotides. The record is from the annotation of a GenBank genome assembly. Lineage: Eukaryota; Dinophyceae; Syndiniales; Amoebophryaceae.